AACAACAGAGGAGGAGUUCAACCCCAAGCCAGCAAAUCCGUGCUAUUUGUGCCAUUCACUCAUUGAUCUUCUUAGUUUGUUGUCGAAUGGUUUUAAGCGCAAUUUUUCCAACUUGCAAAAGAAGCGCACUUCCCGGCAUCCACUUGGGAGAGUGGCAACACCUUAUCAAGUGUAUACAUGGGCAUCCCCUUCCUUGGAGCAUGGUAUUGAUGCCCUUCGUGCUGAAGAUGCUUUCAGCAGUAAGUUGGGGUACGAGGAACACAUCCCGGGUCAAACCCGAGACUGGAACGAAGAGCUGCAGACAACAAGGGAACUUCCUCGUCGCACUCUUCCUGAGCGCCUAUUGAGGGAACGUGCUAUCUUCAAAGUACAUAGUGAUUUUGUAGCUGCAGCAACUAGAGGUGCCAUGGCUGUCAUUGAUGGCAAUGUUAUGGCUAUUAAUCCUGGAGAAGACCCAAAAAUGCAGAUGUUCAUAUGGAAUAAUAUUUUCUUCAGUCUUGGUUUCGAUGUUAGAGAUCAUUACAAAGAGGUGGGAGGGGAUGCAGCAGCGCAUGUAGCACCGCGCAAUGAUUUGCAAGGUGUACGUGUGUAUAGUGCAGCUGAUUUAGAAGGGCUUUAUACCUUAGGCACAGUUGUUGUAGAUUAUCGUGGGUAUCGUGUAACAGCCCAGUCCAUCAUCCCUGGCAUUCUUGAGCGUGAGCAGGAACAGUCUGUUGUUUAUGGCUCGAUAGAUUUUGGUAAAACUGUUGUUACUCAUCCAAAGUAUAUGGACUUGCUGCAGAAAGCUGGUCAACAACUGAAAAUUCUUCCCCAUAAGGUUUUGAAUGAAAAGGGGGAAGAAAUAGAGCUGUGCUCAUCAGUAGAAUGCAAGGGUAUCAUUGGCAAUGACGGCCGUCACUACAUUCUUGACCUUUUACGCACAUUCCCUCCAGACGUUAAUUUCUUGGUCUCUAGUGAGAUUCAGCUAAGUGCAGCUUCAUUGGAAAUGGGUUUCCCUAUUGCUCACAAGCACAAGUUAGCUACUCUGAGGCAGGAAUUAAUUGAUGCCUUUGUGGAUAAUCGUUACGUAAUGUUCCUCAAAUUUGCUGCAUUGCACCUUCAGCAACUUAGUUGUAAAAAGCAAGAGGCCAGCAAACUUGCUGCAGUAAAGGAAAAGGAAGAAAAUGAAAAAGAGGACAAAGAAGAAAAUGAGAAAGGAAAAGAUAACAAAGAUAUAGAGGCUGAGGAAGCCAAGAAGAUUGUAGAGAAUGUGACUGAAAGUAUUGCUGCAGAAAAGCAAGUAGAGGAAAACACUAAGGACAUUAUCAAGAAGGCUGCUGCAGCAGUAGGGUCAUUGAAGGAAGCUGACUUUGAUGUGAGGUUUAAUUUGGAUGCCUUUUCCCCAGGAGUUAUACAUGCUGAUAAACAGGGUGAAAUGCUCAAGAAAGAACGGCAGUUGAUUUGUGAUGCAGCAGGGUUUUUAGCGAGUGUUCAAUUGCCCAGUCUGGUGCAUGAUCUCACAGACCAUGCUGUUGCUCCUACUGAUGGCACUACUCUAUGUGAGGCUCUACAUACACGGGGAGUUAACAUCCGUUACUUGGGAAAAGUUGCCAGUCUCUUGGCUAAAGUCCAUGAGUUGAAAUAUAUUUAUACCAUUGCAGUAGGGGAACUAAUUGCACGAUCUGUCAAGCAUCUCUUCACAAGUUACCUUCAGCGUGUUGAAACUAUUUCUUUAUCAUCUGCUGUUGCCCACUUUCUCAACUGUUACCUCUCUUCUUGCACCAGUCCACAUGCUUCUAACAAAAAUGAUGAGCUUCUCUCAAAGAAGAAAAAGAGGAGACACCCAUUUAACAACAGCCUCUCACAUUGGGCAGCAUUUUCUCCCAAAUCUCUUUGGAAUCGUAUUAAAUUAGAACUCAAAGAUUACUAUGACUGGACUUUGGAAACAGACACAGUAGAUAGCGCCAUUCAAAAGUAUGGCCUUCAGAAAGUAGCACUUCUGAGAACCUUUUGUAUGAAAUCAGGUGUCCAGCUACUUCUCCGUGAUUACAGCUUUGACACCAAGUCUCAGGAAACUUUCCAUGAGCAAGACAUUCUUAACUUGUUUCCAGUUGUAAAGCAUAUCAAUCCACGGGCUACUGACGCCUUUAACUUGUACACUGCUGGCCAGACCAAGACACAGCAAGGGUUCUUAAAAGAUGGUUAUGACCUUAUUAGUGAGGCUUUGAAUCUUUUAAAUAAUGUUUAUGGCGCCAUGCAUCCAGAAAUAGCACAGUGCCUUCGCAUGCUGGCUCGCUUGAAUUAUAUCAUGGGCGAUCAUGUUGAAGCUAUGUCAUUCCAACAAAAGGCAGUACUCAUGAGUGAGAGGGUAAAUGGUAUUGAUCAUCCAUACACUAUCACAGAGUACACUCACUUAGCACUCUACUGCUUUGCCAACCAACAGGUGAGUGUGGCUUUAAAACUGUUGUACCGGGCUCGUUACUUGCUCUUGGUAAUCCAUGGUGAGGUUCACCCAGAAAUGGCCUUGAUAGAUUCUAACAUUGGUUUGAUCCUCCAUGCUGUAGGUCAGUAUAGCCUUUCUCUCCAGUUUUUGGAAAAGGCCUUAGAACUCCGUAUAAAAUUCUUUGGUGAUAAAAGUUUAAAAGUUGCUCUUAGUUACCACCUUGUUGCUAGGACGCAAAGUUGCAUGGGAGAUUUCAGAGGUGCUCUCAAAAAUGAAAAGGAAACUUUCACAAUAUACAAGACUCAACUUGGACCAGAGCAUGAGAAGACGAAAGAAGCCGACGAAUGCUUACGUCAUUUGACCCAGCAGGCAGUUGUUAUGGCGAAAAAGAUCAGUGAAGCAUUCAACGGCCGCAGUACCCUUGGCCUUCCACCAAUUCAGAUUCAGCCACCGUCUAUGAGUAGUGUAUUAGAACUUCUCAAUAUCAUUAAUGGUAUUCUCUAUGUACAGAUCACCCCGGAAGAAAUUGAGCGUGUGCGUGCAGAGUUGGAAAAGGGCCAGGCAAAAGCAUUGAGGGAAAAAAGUUUAGCUGAAAAUGUACAUAGUACUGACAAAAAUGAGGGAAAUGAAGCAAAGAGUGAAGAGAGUGAUGCAAAAAGCGAGGAAAGUGAAGGUGAAUCAAAAAGUGUAAAUAAAUGUGAAGAGCGAAAGAGUGAAGAAAGUGAUGUCAAAAGUGAAGAGGACGAGAGUUUAAAGGCAAAUGAAGUUGACGUCAAAAGUGAAGAGGAAGAAGAAAUAGCAAGUAGGUGAAAAUGAAUAUAAAAUUAAAUUUGUACACAGAGCUCAAAAUUUUUUUUUUUUUUGUUUGUGUGUUUGAAGUCAAAAAAUGGGCUGAGGUAGCACAAUUGAUUGGAUAAUUACACUACCUUUGAAACCAUUACCUCUUCACUCAAUGUACCAAUGCCUCAUAAAAGUUCCUCAGUAAGUGGGGGCAGGCUGUGAUCAAAUCACAGCAACAUGGACAGCUCGUGUUCUGUGUCAAGCGUAGUCAAAUGUUGUAGUUCAUAUAGAAUUAAGUCUUUAUUUUUUAUGAAGCCUCUAGUUUUGUAUACAUAAAUAGCUGCAGUUAUUGUAAUAUAAAAAUACUAUAAACUUGGUUUGGUUGAUUUAAUAGAAAUAGUUGACAUUCCACUGUACAGCUUGAGCUAGUAUAUGCAAGAGACUGGACAGCUGUUUGGUUAGGUCCAUAUUAGCUGUUCAGUACCUUGCAAUACAUUAAUGAUGCUCAGAAAUGUUUUCAUUCUUUUAUACGACCAUGUUGUCAUCAAACCCAUAAAUUUAUGUUGUGGGUAGCCUUUUUUUUUUUUUUUUUUUUUAUUUAGCCUAAUAAGGGUUGCUAGAAGUUGUUGUCUUAAAUAUUAAUAUAAAUUUCUAAUUGUUCAUAAUUAAAUAUUUGUUGCAAAGCAUUUAUUAGUUGAAUAUUUGGAAUUACCUCUUUCCAAAUUAAGCCAUUUGCUCUACUUACUAAGUAAUGUAGGGGAGGUGCAAAUAUUGUUCCGGUGCUGAAGAUUUAUUAGAUACUUAAAUUGUAAUGUGCAAUACUUUCACCUUUAUAUAAAACAAUAGUGAAUGGAAGUUCUAAAAGUAAUUUAACGCAUUAUUUGACAGAAUUUUCUUUUAGGAAAUUAAUUUGAGAGUGGAUAUUGGGCACCUAUCUGCAUUGUUCAACUCACAACCCAUGGAUGAAUAAUUAGUUUCUCAAAAUAGUGACAUACAGUCAUGCUUCUCUUAACAACGGGGAUAUGUUCUGAGAAAUGUGUCAUUAGGCAAUUUCAUCAUUGUGUGAACAUUUUCAAACUGUUCAAGGAGCUUGUUGAGUCUGCAAAAGCUUCUGUUAAACCCUUCACUGUGAAUUUUGUACACUUAUGGGCCAUGAUGAACAAAACACAAGAUUAAAUCAAGCACAAGGAAAAAUGAUGCUGUUAAGAGAUGUGGUAAACACGAGAUGUAUGAGGCUGCUGCCGACAUAACGUGGUAUACUGUUUUACAGUAAACUUUUUUUUUUUUAAUAAGUAGAAAGAGUACACUAGAAUAAUGCUGACAAGUACAGUAUAUACAUAAGUACAGUAAAUACAUAAGACAGUAAUGUAUGCAAUUGUUUAUUAUCGUUAUCAGUAUUAUGUACCACAAUAAGAAUUUUUCAGCUACAUUAUAAUCUGGGACCACUGUCGAAUAUACAGUCCACUGUUGACUGAAACAUCAUUAUGCGGCGCAUGACUGUAAUUUGCUGGUACGGAAUGCUCAUCAAUGUUACAAAAAAAAUCGAGUACAAAUUCAGUGCUUCAUAGCUAAUUGUUAAUGAGGUAUUAAGAGCAAGGUGCAGCAUAAUGAGGAUUCCUUGUGUAAGAAAUUUACAAAUUAAUAAUUGAUGAUAAAUUGUAUUCAUGAAUUCACUUUAGUAAUACUGAAUGUUUUAACUUUGUCAUUAGACCUGAAGGAUUUGGAUUAUUGAAGAGAAUAUGACCUUGGGUCAUAUUUCACUGUAUUCAAUCAAAAUGUGCUACUGUAUAAAAAUUUAUAAUACGUAUAUGCACAAAUGAACCUACAUGGGGAAAAACAUACGAGUGCUGUGUAUUUUAAGUUUGUACCGAGGCCCUCUAUAGCAAACUUGAGCAUGUUAAGAAUCAUGACCAUAAUAACUGGGUAGCUGCUUCCAUUACAUAUAUAUUUCUUCAACAAAUUGUAUAUAGGGUAUAAACGCAAAAUCCGCGAGUUAUGAUAGCAUCACAACGUGUUUUUCAGCCACUCUCAAAACCAGUUGAAACCUGAUAUCACUCCCCUGAAGUCAUGCAUUUUUUUGUUCCAGAAUUUGGUUUCAUGCAACCUGACUUUGUAUACUAGCUUCAUUUCAUGUGACCUGCCUUUGUAUAUAAGCUUCAUCUCAUGCACACAUGUUAGUUUGCUGCAAAGGGCCUCAGUGUGAUGGUAACCUGUACAGUACUCCUGUUAUUUGAUAUUUUAUCAUCACAAUGUGGGUUUUUGCCAGUAACCAGUGUAUAUUAAACUUGUAUAUGAUUGUGUGUACAGUAUUUCAUACUUUAGGCAAGAGUCAGACAGGCAAGCUUAGUUUACCACAUAGGUGGAUCUCUUUCAAAAACAAACUUCUGAUUUCUCUAUUAGACAUGAUUUUGUGAACAUCUUAGGUAAGCUUAAAUUUAGUUAUUAUUUAGAACCAAUAAAAUAUGUCAGUUUUGAAAUUGAUUUUCUGGACAUUACUACUGCAGUGAAUUUACAUUGCUUGAUAAAAUGAUUGUUGUUUUUAUGCAAAGAUUGUAAGCCUUCCCUAAAAUGUAUGUGUUAUAUAUUAUACACUAUGUAUAUAUCUGUAUCUGUAUAUACUGUGUACACAAAAUAUGCAUUCUAUUUACUUCCAAGAAGGUUACAGGGACAUGAUCAAGUGAUGACAAACCACAGCAUCCCCACCAAACAUUAAGACAUGGUUCUUCCCACCUUCAAAAUUCAAAUCCAUCUUGCUAAUAUUUUUUCUUUUUUAAUUCUUCAUAGGUAUUAAUGUGCUUGUGCUCCAAUAGCACUACAAAUUCCAAAAAUUUAUGCCACCAAUGCUAGAUCCUCAAGUCCUUACCUCUUUAAAUCUUCACAUCUUCAUUUCAACCCUUACCUGGGUUUUGUGCUUCCCAUGGAUAUAAUCCAACCUUUUCUUGCACUAAACUGUCCACCCUGAGUUUACACACCUCUCAACGACCCCAUCUUGCUUCACCCUUUCUACUCGUCCAGACCAUAUCAAUAUUUUACCUAAUCUUGGAAUUAUACCUUUUGCAUCACAUUGUCUUUCAAAUUUCUCACUUGAUUAAUUUCUGCAUAAUCACACUAAGCAUUGAUCUCAACCAUUACAUUUCCACUGCUUGCAACCACCACUUUUUUUUUUAAAUAAAAAAAAAAACACUCUCCACAUGUAAAAUAUGUACAGUAUCUAUAUAUAUAUUUUUUCCCCACCAGCCAGGAGUCUCCGACCAAGGUAGGGUGACCCAAAAAAAAAGAAGAAACACUUCACUGUCAUUUACUCAAUCACUUGAAAGAGGCACAUUGAUUCUACAGCUGAGUUGCCCCUCCAGACUGCAUGUAUCCCCACCCAUCCCUCGGAGUGUGGGAAAAAAUAAGGUAAUGAGGGUAACAAACGAUUUAGGUAAUGAAAAAAUUGGAUAUCAGAUGGGAAGGAGGGAGUAUGGAGGAAAUGUGUUUAGAUAUUUAAGAAUGGAUUUAUCAGCAGUUGGGUUUAUGAAAAGUGUAGCCCUUGUGGUUUAGCGCUUCUUUUUGAUUAUAAUAAUAUGGAAAGUGUGGUGAACCAUAGAAUUAAUGAGGGUGCGUGAGCGUGUUAGAUAGGAGUGAAUGGAGACGAAUGGUACUUGGGACCUGACGAUCUGUUGGAGUGUGAGCAGGGUAAUAUUUAGUGAAGGGAUUCAGGGAAACCGGUUAUUUUCAUAUAGUCGGACUUGAGUCCUGGAAAUGGGAAGUACAAUGCCUGCACUUUAAAGGAGGGGUUUGGGAUAUUGGCAUUUGGGAGGGAUAUGUUGUGUAUCUUUAUACGUAUAUGCUUCUAAACUGUUGUGUUCUGAGCACCUCUGCAAAAACAGUGAUAAUGUGGGAGUGUGGUGAAAGUGUUGAAUGAUGAUGAAAGUAUUUUCUUUUUGGGAUUUUCUUUCUUUUUUUGGGGUCACCUGCCUCUGGUGGGAGAUGGCCGACUUGUUGAAAAAAAAAAAAAAGGUGGGUGGUGCAAUGAGGCAUCUGUUUAGAUAGAAUGCUAUCUGUGAAGGCAAAAAGGGGAAUGUAUGAGAGUAUAGUGGUACCAAAACUUGUAUGGGUGUGAAGGAUGGGUUGUGAAUGUUGCAGAGGGAAGAAGGCUGGAAGCACUGGAGAUAUGCGUGAGGGCAGUGUGUGGUGUAAAUAUUAUGCAGAGAAUUUGAGUUUGGAGAUUAGGAGGAGGUGCAGGGUUACUAAAAGUAUUAUCCAGAGGGUUGUUGAGGUGGUUUGGACAUAGAGGUGAUGGAGCUAAAUAGGAUGACUUGAAGGGUAUCUAAAUCUGAAGUGGAGGAAAGGUGGAAGUAGGGGUUGCCUUUGGAAAGCUUGGAGGGAGGAGGUAAAGAAGUUUCGUGUGCAAGGGGCUUGGACAUCCAGCAAGCAUGUGUGAGCGUGUUAGGAAUGAAUGGAAACAAAUUUUUGGGGAGGACUUGCUCUGCUGUUGGAAUGUGAACAAGGUAACAUUUUGUGAAGGGAUUCAGGGAAACCAGUUAGCCAGACUUGACUCCUGAAUGUGGGAUGUACAGUGCCUGCACUCGGAAGGAGUGGUGGAGAUGUUUGCAGUUUGGAGGGGCAUCUGAACUGUAGUAUCUGCACACCUCUGGCAAGACAGUUGUGGACUGAAUGAUGGUAAGUUUCUUUUUCAGGUCACUUUACCUCAGUGGGAAAUGACUGCUGUGAAAAAAAAAAGUGUGACAACAGUAUAAUUGUUUUCUUCACACACCUGAAAACAUAAUUUGGUUGGUGGAAGUAAAUGGCAGUUAAAACAGUCGUAAAUUUUGUGCAGCUUUUAGAGUGCCUUGUGAUAUUUUGUUACUGAGAAAGAUCAUAAGAAAGCAAUACCUUUUAUCUUUUAGCUUCCAUUAAACUGGUUAAUCUGAUUCAUGUUACAUGUUAUAUAGAGAGCUUUGUGCUCCUGUAAUAAAGAUUUGUAGAUAAAAAUCAUUGUUAAUAGCCACGUGCAAUGUAUCUCUUUUUCUAUGAACAUCAAAUGAAAAUAAAUAUAUCGAAACGACAA
Molecule: messenger RNA, 8255 nt
Organism: Cherax quadricarinatus
Lineage: Eukaryota; Metazoa; Arthropoda; Malacostraca; Decapoda; Parastacidae
Gene: clu
Product: clustered mitochondria protein homolog
Biological process (GO): intracellular distribution of mitochondria
Cellular component (GO): cytoplasm
Molecular function (GO): protein binding; mRNA binding
Source: RefSeq, a predicted model, not a curated record